Messenger RNA from Carassius gibelio (silver crucian carp), 2663 nucleotides. RefSeq names its product NACHT, LRR and PYD domains-containing protein 3-like. The transcript is spliced from 8 exons. Gene Ontology annotation, molecular function: protein binding. Bases 51 to 2663 code for a protein of 870 amino acids. The record is from RefSeq and is a predicted model, not a curated record. Lineage: Eukaryota; Metazoa; Chordata; Actinopteri; Cypriniformes; Cyprinidae.
UGAGUCUGUGUAAAUAAGAGUCAGUGCUGGAGAUCAGAUUCUGUUUCAUCAUGGAGGACACACAAACAUCCACAGAUCAAGAGUUUUCUCCAGAAUGCAGUUCAGUUCAGCAGGAGAGAUCAGAAGCAGAGUCCAGCUGUGUGUCUGUGAGGAGCGACGCAUCUAUGGGACAUCCAGUACAGUUUAAGAGUGGAGAUACAAACACUGAUCUCAGUUCAGUUAAUCAGAGGAGAUCAGAAGCAGAGUCCAGCUGUGUGUCUGUGAGGAGUGAUGCAUCUGAAAAUCAGUCAUUAGAUUAUAAGAGUGAAGAUACAAAGACUGACCUCAGGCAUGGAGUCCUCAACAGGUUUAGAUCAAAUCUGAUGAAGAAGUUUGAGCGUCUCUAUGAGGGAACAGCGAUGCAGAGAAACCCAACACUCCUGAAUGAGAUCUACACAGAGCUCUACAUCACAGAGAGUGAGAGUGGAGAGAUCACUAAUGAGCAUGAGGAGAGACAGAUUGAGACACAAUCCAGGAGAGAAGCAACCGAGGACACAGCCAUCAAAUGCAGUGACAUCUUUAGACCUUUACCUGGACAAGACAAAGCCAUCAGAACUGUGCUGACAAAGGGAGUCGCUGGCAUUGGAAAAACAGUCUCUGUGCAGAAGUUGAUCCUGGACUGGGCUGAAGGGAAAGAGAAUCAGGACGUCCAGCUCAUAUUUCCACUUCCUUUCAGAGAAAUCAACCUGAUGAAGGACAAAACACUCAGUCUUUCAGAUCUUCUUCAUGUCUUUUUCCCUGAAACUACACAAAUGGAAAUAUCCAGUGAUGAAUAUAAAGUGUUGUUCAUCUUUGAUGGUCUGGAUGAGUGUCGUCUGUCUCUGGACUUUAAGAGCAAAGUGAAAGUGUGUAAUAUAUCUGAAUCAGCCUCAGUGGACGAGCUGCUGAUGAACCUCAUUGUGGGGAAUCUGCUUCCCUCUGCUCUCAUCUGGAUCACCUCCAGACCAGCAGCAGCUGAUCUCGUCCCCUCUGAGUGUGUCCAUCGAGUGACAGAGGUACGAGGCUUCAAUGAGCCACAGAAGGAGGAAUACUUCAGGAAGAGAAUCAGUGAUCAGAGUCUGGCCGACAGGAUCAUCUCACACCUGAAGUCAUCAAGGAGCCUCUACAUCAUGUGCCACAUCCCAGUCUUCUGCUGGAUCUCAGCCGCUGUUCUGGAGAAGAUGUUGAGUCGAGCAGAGAGUGGAGAGAUUCCCAAGACUCUCACUCAGAUGUACACACACUUCCUGAUCCUUCAGACCAACAUCAAACAUGAGAAGCACUAUGAGAAGAAGGUGACAGAUGAAGACAUGAUCCUCAAACUGGGGAAAGUGGCUUUUCAGCAGCUUGUGAAAGGAAACCUGAUCUUCUAUGAGGAAGACCUGAGAGAGUGUGGCAUUGAUGUGACAGAAGCAUCAGUGUACUCAGGAUUGUGCACUCAGAUCUUCAGAGAGGAGUUGGGCUUGUAUCAGGGGAAAGUCUUCUGCUUUGUUCAUCUGACUGUUCAGGAACAUCUAGCAGCUCUAUAUGUGCACCUCUCCUGGACAACCAACAACAGAAAUGUGUUUGAGCCCAUCACCAAACAAAAAUUAUGGUCCAAAGUGGAGGCCCGGAUUCAACUCAGUUCAUCAGAACAUGUUUCAUUAUCUGAGCUGCAUCAGAGAGCCGUAGAUGAGGCUCUUCAGAGUAAAAAUGGACAUCUGGAUCUUUUCCUGCGGUUCCUUCUGGGUUUGUCAGUGGAGUCUCAUCAGAUUCUCCUACAACAAAUAAUGACACUGAAAAGAAGCAGCUCUGACAGCAAUGAGGAAAUAGCAGAGUAUAUAAAGAUGAAGAUCAGGACCAUUAUCUCUCCAGAGAAAUCCAUCAAUCUGUUCCACUGUCUGAAUGAACUGGGUGAUCCUUCACUAGUGAAGGAAAUACAAUAUUAUUUGACAUCUGGAAUGAUAAAGGAAGUCAAACUCUCUUCAUCUCAGUGGUCUGCUGUAGUUUUUUUGUUGUUGACAUCAGAGAAAAAGCUGAAUGAUUUUGAUAUUAAUAAAUUUGUUUCUGGAAAUAAUAAAACCAACAAACUGAAAGUUCUUCAGAAGCUGCUGCCUGUGAUUAAAGAAUCCAGAUCAGUUCAGUUGAUUGAUUGUGGCGUCACAGAUGAAGGUUGUUCUGCUCUGACUUCAGCUCUGAGAUCAAACCCCUCACACCUGAGAGAACUGGAUCUGUCUGGAAAUAAAAUAAGAGAUUUGGGAGUGAAGCGUCUCUGUGCUGUACUGGAGGAUCCUCACUGUAAACUGGAGAAACUGUGGUUGAGUGAUUGUGACGUCACAGGUGAAGGUUGUUCUGCUCUGGCUUCAGCUCUGAGAUCAAACCCCUCACACCUGAGAGAACUGGAUCUGUCUAAGAAUAAAAUAAGAGAUUUGGGAGUGAAGCAUCUCUGUGCUGGACUGGAGGAUCCUCGCUGUAAACUGGAGAAACUGGGGUUGAUAAAGUGUGGCGUCACAGAUGAAGGUUGUUCUGCUCUGGCUUCAGCUCUGAGAUCAAACCCCUCACACCUGAGAGAACUGAAUCUGUCUGAGAAUAACAUAGGAGAUUCAAGCUUGACGUUCAUCUGUUCCGUACUGGAGGAUCACCGCUGUAAACUGGAGAAACUAGAGUAA